Molecule: messenger RNA, 6680 nt
Organism: Empidonax traillii (willow flycatcher)
Lineage: Eukaryota; Metazoa; Chordata; Aves; Passeriformes; Tyrannidae
Product: sodium channel protein type 2 subunit alpha-like
Exons: 27
Coding region: 95-6064 (1989 amino acids)
Biological process (GO): membrane depolarization during action potential; sodium ion transmembrane transport; neuronal action potential
Cellular component (GO): voltage-gated sodium channel complex; axon; plasma membrane
Molecular function (GO): protein binding; voltage-gated sodium channel activity
Source: RefSeq, a predicted model, not a curated record
GCCCCGCGGAGCGGAGACGGCACCUACCUGUGGCAUGGCAGAGGAUCUUCUUGCACAAGAGCCUAGAAGCAUUUAAAAUUUGCAGAAUGAAAAGAUGGCACGGGCAAUGCUGGUACCGCCAGGACCUGAAAGCUUCUUCUAUUUCACCAAGGAAUCUCUUGCAGCUAUUGAAAAACGUAUUGCUGAUGAAAUAUCUCGUUGUGACAAAGAUGAGCCUAAAGAUGAUGGUGGUCAUGAAGAAAAUCGCCCAAAGCCAAGUAAUGACUUGGAGGCAGGAAAGAUACUGCCAUUUAUUUAUGGUGAUAUUCCUUCAGGAAUGGUGUCUGAGCCCCUGGAGGACCUGGACCCAUAUUACAUCAAUAAAAAAACAUUUAUAGUAUUGAAUAAAGAGAAGAAAAUCCACAGGUUCAGUGCCACACCUGCCUUGUACCUUUUCUCUCCUUUCCAUGUUAUUAGAAGAAAAGCUAUUAAGAUUUUGGUUCAUUCAUGGUUCAGCAGUCUCAUUAUGCUCACUAUUAUGGCAAACUGUGUAUGUAUGACAUGGGCUAAACCUCCAGAAUGGAUGAAGAUUGUAGAGUACACUUUCACUGGAAUUUAUACUUUUGAAUUUCUAGUGAAAGUCCUUGCAAGUGGCUUCUGUAUAAAUGAUUUUACUUGCCUUCGUGACCCCUGGAACUGGCUUGAUUUUAUUGUCAUUUCCUUAGCGUAUAUAACAGAAUUUGUAAACCUGGGCAAUGUGUCAGCUCUUCGAACUUUCAGAGUAUUGAGAGCUUUGAAAACUAUUUCUGUAAUUCCAGGCUUGAAGACUAUUGUGGGAGCCCUAAUUCAGUCUGUGAAGAAGCUCUCAGAUGUGAUGAUCCUGACUGUGUUUUGCCUGAGUGUAUUUGCACUAAUAGGAUUGCAGCUGUUUAUGGGCAAUUUGAAGAAUAAAUGCUUGUUCUGGCCGUCAGAAAAUUCAACAGCUUUUGAAAAAUACGUAGUUCCAUACUUUAAUGGUACAGAAUUUGACUGGGGAGCAUACAUUAAGGAAGAAAGUCACUUCUAUCGCCUAGAAGGAGCAAAGGAUUGUCUGCUUUGUGGCAAUAGCACAGAUGCAGGUAAAUGUCCAGAACAGUUUAUCUGUGUGAAAGUUGGUAGAAACCCCAACUAUGGAUAUACUAGCUUUGAUACAUUCAGUUGGGCUUUCUUGUCACUGUUUCGACUGAUGACACAGGAUGGCUGGGAAAAUCUUUAUCAGUUGACGCUACGAGCUGCUGGCACAGCAUACAUGGUAUUUUUUGUUGUGGUGAUUUUUCUGGGUUCCUUCUAUUUGAUUAACUUGAUUUUGGCUGUGGUUGCCAUGGCCUAUGAAGAACAAAAUCAAGCAACUAUCUUUGAAGCAGAGCAGAGGGAGGCAGACUUCCAGCUGAUGCUUGAACAGCUGAGGAAGCAGCAAGAAGCAGCUCAGGCAAUAGCUGCAGCAGAGAUGACUGAGUACAGUGGUGAAAGUGGGAAUGCUGGACCCUCAGAUACUUCUUCAGAAGCAUCCAAACUUAGCUCAAAAAGUGCCAAAGAAAGGAGAAAUAGAAGGAAGAAAAGAAAGCAGAGAGAGCUCUCCGGAGAAGAAAAUGACAUAAAGCUUUCAAAAUCUGAAUCAGAUGGAAGUAUCAAAAGUAAAGGUUUCCGUUUUUCUUUUGAUGGGAACAGACUUACUUAUGGGAAACCAUUUACAUCACCUCACCAGUCUCUGCUGAGUGUUCGUGGCUCCCUGUUUUCUCCCAGGCGUAGCAGCAGAACAAGCCUUUUCAGUUUUAGAGAAUACAGAAGGGAGAGAGGAUCUGAAAAUGAGUUUGCUGAUGAUGAGCACAGCACAUUUGAGGAUAAUUCGAGCAGAAGAGGUUCUCUGUUUUUGCCGUGCAGACACGGUGAACGGCGCAGCAGUAACAUCAGUCAGGCCAGUAAAUCAUCAAGAAGGCUGACAGCAUUUCCAGUGAAUGGGAAGAUGCAGAGUGCUGUGGAUUGCAAUGGAGUGGUUUCCUUAGUGGAUGGACCACCAGGUCUGUUGUCGCCUACUGGACAACUUCUGCCAGAGGUGAUAAUAGAUAAACCAACAUCUGAUGGCAAUAGCACCACUACAGAAACGGAAAUAAAAAGGAGGCGUACAAGUUCGUAUCAAAUACCAGUGGAGUUGCUGGAGGAUCCCAAUGUAAGGCAAAGGGCCAUGAGUAUAGCUGACAUUAUCACAAAUACAAUGGAAGAACUUGAAGGAUCCAGACAAAAAUGUCCACCUUGCUGGUCCAAGUUUGCUCAGACUUUUUUAAUUUGGGAUUGUUGUGAGCCCUGGUUAAAAGUAAAGAGUGUAGUUGAAUUUAUUGUAAUGGAUCCACUUGUUGAUCUGGCUGUCACUGUGUGCAUAGUUUUAAACACGUUAUUUAUGGCCAUGGAACAUUAUCCAAUGACUGAAGAUUUUGAGAAUGUACUUAAAAUAGGAAAUCAGGUUUUUACUGGAAUUUUUGCAGCUGAAAUGGUUCUCAAGAUAAUUGCCAUGCAUCCUUUUUAUUAUUUCCAAGUUGGCUGGAAUAUUUUUGAUAGUUUUAUAGUUACUCUUAGUUUGGUGGAGCUUUUUCUGUCAAAUGUGGAUGGAUUAUCUGUUCUCCGGUCGUUCAGAUUGUUGCGAGUUUUCAAGUUGGCAAAAUCUUGGCCAACUCUAAAUAUGCUGAUUAAGAUUAUGGGCAACUCAGUGGGGGCUCUGGGGAAUCUGACCCUGGUGCUGACAAUCAUUGUGUUCAUUUUCGCUGUGGUUGGGAUGCAGCUGUUUGGGAAAUACUACAGCGAUUGUGUCUGCAAGAUCUCUGACAACUGUAAACUUCCACGCUGGCACAUGCAUGACUUUUUCCACUCUUUCCUGAUUGUAUUCCGAGUGCUGUGUGGAGAGUGGAUAGAAACGAUGUGGGACUGCAUGGAGGUCGCUGGCCAAGCCAUGUGCAUUACAGUCUUCAUGAUGGUCAUGGUGAUUGGAAACCUGGUGGUGUUGAACCUUUUUCUGGCCUUGCUGCUGAGUUCGUUUAGUUCAGACAAUCUUGCUGCUACAGAGGAAGAUAAUGAAAUGAACAACUUGCAGACUGCUGUUGCAAGAAUUAAGAAUGGAAUAGAUUAUCUGAAGAAAAAAGCAGGUGAAUGUGUCCGAAAGUCUUGUUUGAGAAAACAAGCUGUUGUAAAUCAAAGAACAGCAACAGAUCAGUUGAAUGAUGAGAGAGACCACUAUACUUCCAAGUGUACCAUCCCUGAACUAAGGAUAGAUACAAAUUAUCACAAAAAUGAGAAUGGAAUGGCCACUGUUAUAGGUGGCAGUGAUUAUACAUCAUUCAUAAACAACCCAAGCCUUACUGUUACAGUACCAAUAGCUGUUGGAGAGUCUGAUUUUGAACAUCUAAACACAGAAGAGUUUAGCAGUGACUCAGAUUUGGAGGAAAGCAAGGAGAAGUUAAAUUUUUCCAGCUCAUCUGAAGGAAGUACAGUUAAUUUAGCUGUCUUUGGAGAAGAAAAAGCUGACACCGAGCCAGAAAAAGCAUCAGAACUACAGGCAUGUUUUACAGAAGGCUGUAUACGGAAGUUUAAAUGCUGUAGAGGCAGUACGGAAAGCACAAAAGGAAGAAUCUGGUGGAAGCUUCGAAAAACCUGUUACAAGAUAGUAGAACACAACUGGUUUGAAACAUUUAUUGUCUUCAUGAUUCUUCUCAGCAGUGGUGCUCUGGCUUUUGAAGAUAUAAAUAUUGAACGGCGCAAGACUGUAAAAAUCAUACUGGAAUAUGCUGAUAAAAUCUUUACUUAUGUCUUUAUUCUGGAAAUGGUGCUAAAAUGGGUGGCCUACGGUUUUCAGACUUACUUCACUAAUGCUUGGUGCUGGCUGGACUUCCUGAUUGUUGAUGUCUCGUUGGUUAGCUUAGUAGCUAAUGCCCUUGGUUUGUCAGACCUUGGUGCAAUUAAAUCCCUCCGAACCUUAAGAGCUUUGAGACCUCUAAGAGCUUUGUCACGCUUUGAAGGCAUGAGGGUGGUUGUGAAUGCUCUUACUGGAGCAAUCCCAUCCAUUAUGAACGUGCUUCUGGUUUGUCUUACAUUCUGGCUAGUUUUCAGCAUCAUGGGAGUAAAUUUGUUUGCUGGCAAGUUCUAUCACUGUGUUAACACCACAACUGAUGAGACAUUCACACCAGAGGAAGUCAGUAAUAAAAGUAUGUGCGAAAAAAUUAACAUGACUACUGGAGGUGUCCGGUGGAAAAAUGUGAAAGUAAACUUUGAUAAUGUUGCAAUUGGUUAUCUUUCUCUGCUUCAAGUGGCAACAUUUAAAGGAUGGAUGGACAUCAUGUACGCUGCGGUUGAUUCUACACAAGCAGAGAGGCAGCCCAAGUAUGAGGACAACCUGUACAUGUAUAUUUACUUUGUUGCCUUUAUCAUCUUUGGAUCAUUUUUCACCCUAAACUUAUUUAUUGGUGUCAUCAUAGAUAACUUCAACCAACAAAAGAAGAAGCUUGGAGGUCAAGACAUUUUCAUGACAGAAGAACAAAAAAAAUAUUACAAUGCAAUGAAGAAGCUGGGAUCCAAGAAACCACAAAAACCUAUACCUAGACCGGUGAACAAAUUGCAAGGUCUGGUGUUUGAUAUUGUAACAAAACAAGCAUUUGACAUUACCAUUAUGGUUCUCAUCUGUCUUAACAUGGUCACAAUGAUGAUAGAAACAGAUGACCAGAGUGAAAUGAUGCAAAAUAUUUUAUACUGGAUUAACUUGGUCUUUGUUGUCCUUUUCACUGGAGAAUGUGUCUUCAAAAUAUUCUCACUCCGUUGUUAUUACUUCACCAUUGGCUGGAAUAUUUUUGAUUUUGUCGUUGUUAUUCUUUCAAUAGUAGGUAUGUUCCUAUCUGAGAUGAUUGAGAAGUUCUUCGUGUCCCCUACUUUGUUCAGAGUUGUAAGACUUGCCAGAAUCGGUCGAAUCCUGCGCCUCAUUAAAGGCGCCAAGGGAAUCCGCACUCUGCUUUUUGCUUUGAUGAUGUCUCUUCCUGCUCUGUUCAACAUUGGUCUGCUGCUGUUUCUGGUCAUGUUCAUCUAUGCCAUAUUUGGCAUGUCCAACUUUGCCUAUGUGAAGAAGGAAGCUGGUAUAGAUGACAUGUUCAAUUUUGAAACGUUUGGCAACAGCAUGAUUUGCCUGUUCCAGAUCACCACCUCUGCUGGCUGGGAUGCUUUGCUUGCCCCAAUCCUGAACAGUGGGGAGCCCGACUGCGAUCCCCAUAAAGAUCAUCCGGGGAGCUCUGUGAAAGGUGACUGUGGCAACCCUUCUGUUGGGAUCUUUUUUUUUGUCAGCUACAUCAUCAUCUCCUUUCUGGUAGUGGUGAACAUGUACAUUGCUGUGAUUUUGGAGAACUUUGGUGUUGCUACUGAAGAAAGUGCUGAACCCUUGGGUGAGGAUGACUUCGAGAUGUUCUAUGAGGUUUGGGAAAAAUACGAUCCCGAUGCAACACAAUUCAUAGAAUUUAGCAAAUUGUCGGAUUUUGCAGCUUCUCUAGAUCCUCCUCUUAAUAUACCAAAACCAAACACAAUUCAGCUCAUUGCGAUGGAUCUGCCCAUGGUGAGUGGUGACAGAAUUCACUGCCUUGACAUCCUGUUUGCUUUCACAAAGCGUGUUUUAGGGGAAAGUGAUGAGAUGGAUGCCCUCAGAAUACAGAUGGAAGAUCGGUUUAUGGCAGCCAAUCCUUCUAAAGUCUCCUAUGAACCAAUUACAACCACACUGAAACGAAAACAUGAAGAAGUGUCUGCUGCAAUCAUUCAGCGUGCUUACAGACGUCAUCUUUUAAGGCAGUCAUUAAAGAAACUUUCAUUUAUAUAUCGGAAAGAUGAGGUUGAUCUGCUUAUCAAAAAAGAUAUGAUUAUUGGUAAGCUAAGUGAAAACUCACCCCCAGAGAACAUGGAUAUGUCUGCAUCCACCAGAGCUCCACCUUCUUAUGACAGUGUAACAAAACCAGAAAAAGAAAAAUACGAAGAUGACAAAUCAGAAAAAGAAGACAAGGGAAAAGACAGAAAAGGAAAUAAAAAGUAAAAAGCAGAGAGGUUGUCCAUGAUAAAUGCUAACAAGCCUGAGAAGAUGACAUUUUUAUCAAUAGCAUUCUUAUUGGAACAUUAUGCCAAAAUUACAAGUUUUUACAUAUUUGCCCACUGCUAUAGUCAGUGCCUGUACCAAGACUAUGACCCUUCACUGGUAAACUCUCAAUUUGUAACAGGGAAACAAACCUGCAGAACAAUCAUUUUGAUUAUCAGCUGUCAUUAACAGAGAGGAGACAAAAAAUUUGUACUUGGACUGUAGGAACCCUUAACAGAGUGAAAAAUUACCAAUCCUUAUAAGCGUGUAUUUUUGUGGAAUAAGUGUAUCCACCGAGUACAUUUCAUCUCCUGCAUUCCAUGCAUGUCAGGGGCUUCUUUUUGUCGUCGUAUUUGCUUUAAUCACACACAGCUAUCAGUAAUUCUGCUGCGUGAGAAAAAAAUCUAAAUACAUUUUAUUUAGAUAAAUGCUAAAUGCUAAGUAAUACUCUGUAUGCAGAGAAACAUAAAUGUCAGAAUAUGUGAUUAUAACAUCAUAAUAUGAGCAUAGUUCUCUUGAAGCCAACUCUAAACACAGAAAAACUAAGAUCCCAGAUUGUUGAACCUCACGAUCUAGA